AUGAACCGAUCAGAUGUGGAAAAUCUAGAGUGUGGAUUAUCAGUACAAGAAGCAAGAAUCCCAACACUUAAAAUACUCAAACAUAUCUUGGCCAUCGUGUCUAUCCUGUUCAUUGUACUUUCCACCAUUGCUCUGUCUCUCAACACACUGCCGGAGCUGCAGGAAACAGACGAAUUUGGACAACCCAACGACAACCGCCAAUUAGCGCAUGUGGAGGCUGUGUGCAUUGCUUGGUUUACCAUGGAGUACCUUUUGCGCUUUCUGUCGUCACCAAAUAAAUGGAAGUUCUUUAAAGGCCCAUUAAACGUCAUUGAUUUGCUGGCCAUCUUGCCAUACUAUGUCACCAUUUUUCUCACGGAGUCCAACAAGAGUGUGCUGCAGUUCCAAAACGUGAGGCGUGUGGUCCAGAUCUUUCGAAUCAUGCGCAUCCUCCGGAUUCUCAAACUCGCCAGGCAUUCCACAGGUCUACAGUCUCUGGGCUUCACCCUGAGGCGGAGUUACAACGAAUUGGGCUUGUUGAUACUGUUUUUGGCCAUGGGGAUAAUGAUAUUUUCCAGCCUGGUAUUUUUUGCUGAGAAGGAUGAGGAUGCUACCAAGUUCACCAGUAUCCCUGCAUCAUUUUGGUGGGCCACCAUCACCAUGACCACUGUUGGCUAUGGUGACAUUUACCCUAAAACGUUACUAGGGAAAAUUGUGGGAGGUCUGUGCUGUAUUGCUGGAGUUCUGGUUAUUGCCCUUCCUAUCCCAAUCAUUGUGAACAAUUUCUCUGAGUUCUACAAGGAGCAGAAACGCCAGGAGAAGGCAAUUAAGAGGAGAGAGGCUCUUGAGAGGGCCAAGAGGAAUGGAAGUAUUGUUUCAAUGAACUUAAAAGACGCCUUUGCUCGAAGUAUGGAACUGAUAGACGUGGCUGUCGAGAAGGCAGGAGAGUCAGCCAAUACAAAGGACUCAGCUGAUGAUAAUCACCUGUCCCCAAGCCGGUGGAAGUGGGCCAGGAAGGCUCUGUCGGAAACAAGCUCCAACAAGUCCUACGAGAAUAAGUACCAGGAGGUUAGCCAGAAAGACUCCCACGAGCAGCUGAACAACACGUCUUCCUCCAGCCCACAGCAUCUGAGUGCCCAGAAACUCGAGAUGCUGUACAAUGAAAUCACCAAAACACAGCCUCAUUCUCACCCCAACCCAGACUGCCAGGAAAAGCCAGAGAGGCCAUCGGCAUAUGAAGAAGAGAUUGAAAUGGAAGAAGUGGUGUGCCCUCAGGAGCAGCUGGCCGUGGCCCAGACCGAGGUCAUCGUGGACAUGAAGAGCACCUCCAGUAUCGACAGCUUCACCAGCUGCGCCACCGACUUCACAGAGACCGAGAGAUCACCCCUGCCGCCGCCCUCUGCAUCUCACUUGCAGAUGAAGUUCCCACCCGACCUCCCAGGGACAGAAGAACACCAAAGAGCCAAGGGGCCCCCAUUUCUAACACUGUCCAGAGAGAAAGGGCCUGCUGUCAGGGAUGGCACCCUGCAGUAUGCCCCAGUCGACAUAACUAUGAACCUGGAUGCUGGUGCCUCCAAGUGUGGGCCGCACAGUCCUUUGCAGUCUGAAAGUGCCGCCGACAGUCCUAAGAGCUCUCUAAAAGGCAGCAACCCACUAAAGUCCAGAUCCCUCAAAGUGAACUUUAAGGAAAACAGAGGCAGUGCACCACAGACCCCGCCCAGCACAGCCAGGCCACUGCCAGUAACGACAGCUGACUUUUCUCUUACCGCCGCACAGCACAUCAGUACCAUACUCUUAGAAGAAACACCCUCCCAGGGAGACAGACCCUUGCUGGGCGCUGAGGUUUCAGCACAUUGUCAGGGACCUUCCAAAGGGCUGUCCCCCAGGUUCCCCAAGCAGAAACUGUUUCCUUUCUCUUCAAGAGAGAGGAGGAGCUUCACUGAAAUAGAUACUGGUGAAGAUGAAGACUUCUUAGAGCUCCCCGGGGUGAGGCAGGACAAGCAGACAGACUCCAGCCCAAACUGCUUUGCAGAUACACCUAGUGAUGGAAGAGACCCUCUAAGAGAAGAGGGCUGUGUGAGCUCUUCCUCUCCCCAGGACACAGAUUACAACUGUAGGCAAGACGUUUACCAUGCUGUGAGUGAAGUAAAAAAGGACAGUAGUCAAGAAGGGUGCAAGAUGGAAAACCACUUGUUUGCCCCAGAAAUUCAUUCCAACCCAGGAGACACGGGUUAUUGUCCCACACGUGAAACCAGCAUGUGACUAGUUACAAAAGCAAUAAAAAAAAAACUUGUUUCUUAAAAAUGAGGUUAAUAAUGCCUGUGAACUAAAACAUGGGAAGUCCCCCCUCAAAAAAAAGUGCAUAAAGUGUUAUUUUUGCAUGGCAUGAACAGUUUAGUUUAAGUACUGUUUAAAUAACGAGUCAAGACUGCAUUUUGUAACAAACCAACAAAAUGACUGAAGAACAGUGAACAAAUAAAAAGAGCUCUAUUAGGAACCGG
Molecule: messenger RNA, 2480 nt
Organism: Carlito syrichta (Philippine tarsier)
Lineage: Eukaryota; Metazoa; Chordata; Mammalia; Primates; Tarsiidae
Gene: KCNB2
Product: potassium voltage-gated channel subfamily B member 2
Exons: 2
Coding region: 1-2241 (746 amino acids)
Biological process (GO): potassium ion transmembrane transport
Cellular component (GO): voltage-gated potassium channel complex; membrane
Molecular function (GO): delayed rectifier potassium channel activity
Source: RefSeq, a predicted model, not a curated record